Messenger RNA from Closterium sp. NIES-65, 618 nucleotides. The record is from the annotation of a GenBank genome assembly. Lineage: Eukaryota; Viridiplantae; Streptophyta; Zygnematophyceae; Desmidiales; Closteriaceae.
AUGGAGGCUGUCGCUCGUGGGGCUCCACCUGGCGCUCCUCGGUUACUCAAUGGGGCAGCGCUUGCAUCUGGGGCAGCGGUUCUGCCUGGGGCAGCGGCAGUGCCUCGAGCAGUGGAACCCGGUCUGGCCACAGCAGCAGGGGCUGGAGCAGCGGCAGAAGGGGCGGCAGUAGGAGCUGGGGUAGCUACAGCUGGAGCAGUUCACCUCCACGUGCGACUUUUCCCAGCCCUCUCCCCUUCCAUCUGCCUCACCCCUGAUGUACCCCUCUCCCCCAGCAACACCCCCUGUCCCUUCAUCGUCCUUCUCCCCAAGUCCUGUCUCAAGCCUGAGCAGCGAGCCUCAGGGCUGCUGGUGAGGCUGCUGCGAGCAUGUGGCAUGCUGGAGGAUCUGCGGGUGGAAGGCAGUGAUGGAUUCUCGGACACAGUGAUAGCAGGGAGUAAAUUGGAGGUGCUGACUCGGUUGACUGUGGUGGGGUGCGGUGGAAUCACUGCAGACAGCAUUGGCGGGCUGCUGGGGAACGUGCCAAGGCUGCGGUUUUUGAAGGUGGAGGCGAGUAAGGUUUCUGAAAGAGCUCGGAGGGAGUUGCUUCGUGCUGGAGUGGUUGUCAGAGGAGCGUGA